AUGGCUGAACGAGCUCUGGAUAAAGUUCUAGGUUUAUCACUCGAUCAUUACUAUCACAAAGCACAUUUAUCAGUUGUUAAAAGUCUUCAGUCUCUGGUAAAUAAACUUCUCGAUGUCAAAUCCAGGCAGCAAGAAGAUAAAAUAUUAUGUGCAGAGAUCGAAUUGCUAAAGGAACGAAUGCAAUCACCAAAUAUUUCUUCAGGCGAAAUGAAAGAUUUCCUGGUCGAAAUCAUCUUUAUGACAACACAUCAUUACAAUGUCUCCUUUGCUGAUAUUCAUGCCAUCAAAUUUACGCAACAGAAUUCCAUGAAAGAAAAACGAAUCGGCUACUUGGCUGCAUCAUGUCUUUUAAGUGAAGAUCAUAAUCUACUGGUUCUAUUGAUUAAUACGCUGCAAAAGGACUUGAAUAGUACUAAUUUUGUUGAGAACUGUAUGGCGUUAUCGACCGUUGCUAUGCUAAUUAAUAUUGAAACAAUGCCUGCCGUAAUUCAAAUUGUCGAAAAGAAAAUUAAUCAUACGAGAGAAGCUGUAAGGAAAAGAGCUGUUAUUGCCUUACUUAAAUUUCAUCAUUUAUCUGCGGAAUCCGCUAAUCUUGCGAGUAAACUUCAAGAAAUAUUAUUCGACUCUGAUUUUAGCGUUCUUACGGCGGUCAUAACCGCUUACCUGUGCCUAGCCAAGGAAGAUCCCGCACCUUUAAAACCCUUAAUUGACAGAUUUGUAAGCAUCCAGCGUCAGCUUUUAGCUCAUAAGCCACCGUCCGAUCUAAAUUAUCGUGGAAUAUCUAUGCCAUGGUUGCAGAUAAAACUCUUACGGCUAUUAGCGUAUUUAGGAAUGGACGAUUUUAAUUGCAGUCAAAAAAUAUAUCCCGUUAUUAUAGACACCUUAGCAUCGAUAGCAAAUCCAAAUUGUUUAAUUGAAUAUUGGAUUAAAGGUUUAUCAUCGAUUGUUCAAGUUAACCCAUUGUUUGCCGUCGAGCAUCAGAUGACAGUAGUGGAUUGUUUAGACGAUCCUGAUGAAACAUUACGUCGAAAGACUUUGGAUCUGCUAUGCCGAAUGAUUAACCCCAAAAACAUCGUAUUUAUUACCGAAAAAUUGAUUAAGUAUCUGCAAUCUAGCGAAGACAACUAUUUUAAGUCUGAUUUGGUUUCCAGAAUCUGUCAGCUUGCUGAAAAAUUUGCUCCUGAUAGCUUCUGGUAUAUCAAAACAAUGAAUAGUAUAUUUGAACUAGGAAAAGACUGUGUACCUGUUACUAUGGUCGAUAAUCUCCUUCGUUUAAUUGCAGAAGGGACAGAAGAUGAGCAAUCUGAUAUGGAACUACGUAUGUACGCUGUUCAUGAGUAUUUUAAGUUAUUAAAGCGUCCAAAACUUUCAACUCUCUUAAUACGCGCAAUUUCCUGGGUUUUAGGAGAGUACGCGUACUUGGUCGAUUCUAUACAAAUGAUGAAUCUUGCUGAUAAUAUGUGUAUCUUAGCUGAGAACGUCUUAAAGCAGUAUCCUGGUUGCUCUUGCCUUUUAAUAACAGCUAUUAUGAAAUUGAUUAGUCGAACAAAUGAUGUCUCAGAUUAUACUCACAACUUUUUAGAAGAACAUAGUAAUUCCGUAAAUCUGGAUGUACAGCAAAGAUGCCAGGAAGCACUACAAUUAUUGAUUACUUUAGAUAUCAACGAUAGAAGUGAAAUUCUACCAGUGAAUGCAAGUUGCGAGGAUAUUGAGGUUGAUCCUUCGCUUGGUUUUCUAGACACUUUUGUAAGUAAUGCUUUAGCAUAUGGAAGUUUACCAUAUCGAACAUUGAAUCAGAGAAAGGCGAUACCAGAUGUUAAAGUCAGAUCAAGUUUAAAAUUCGACCCAUAUGUAAAUACUAGCGCUAGUUCAAAAGAGACACCGGUAGAGGAUGACGGAGGAAGAGUAAUAGCAUCUCAUGAUUACUCUAAGCCGGAAGGAACAGAGUUUAAUCGAAAAGAAUUUAAUCCUCAAGAUGUAAAUGCUAAAAAAGUAGAAGGCCAACGUCCAUGGACAAAAGAGGGAUAUAUGAUACAGGCUCCUUUAGGUGGUCAAGACAUCGAAAAGAAAGCUAAAGAAGAAAAUCUUUCCAAUAUCGAAGAACCACCUAGCCAAACGAUUUUGCAGAAUAAACCCAAUUAUGAAUUAGAAGAGAAAAAACGCAUCGCAUCAGCUCUGUUUGUUGGAUUUGAUUCAGACGACAUAAAGUCUUUAGCACCGGCGGCUAAGGAUGAAAGAAAUAGAGUGAACGAUCAAAGUUCUACCACAGCGAGUGAAGUCACGUUAUCUGCAGGCAUUAACUCUGCGGAACCAUACGAAUCUCCCAAACCAGCAAGCGACUUAUUGAUUGGCGAUAAUUCUACUGAAUCUAAUCUAAUAAACUUAUCUAUAGAAAAUAUAAAGAUCACCGAAGAGCAAUUAAAUACUAACGAAAACAGUAGAUAUUUGGAAAAAUUAAUUGAUGUCGAAAAGAAUCAACUUCUCGAUCUUGAAAAUAAUCCGAGUCCAAUGAGUGCGAAUCCUGUUGCUGAUCGAUCAAUACAGAAUCCUCUAGACGAUUUAACUGAUUCCACCAUUUCUAUUGAACGCGAACUGUUUCCUGCGGAAUUACUAUCAUUUCCUCACGGCAAUCUUGAUGUCUUGUCAACACCCUCUUUUGGUAAGUUAAGAAUUGCUCUCAUGAAAGUUUGGAAAGAAGACGCGUUUAUAAUUGUUUUAGCCAUAGCGAAUCAGGCCGAUAAGCAAUACAAUAAAAUCAGUACAGUCCUUAAACCGUCAUCUGGUAUUCAGUGUGCCGUUAAUGAGAAAAAAAUGGAAAACCCCAAUUUUAUAGACAACUUAGAUAUCGGCGAAUCCGUAUGUAUUUCUGCUAGAUUAAUGUUUGACAUAUACGGUUUAGGAUAA
Molecule: messenger RNA, 2904 nt
Organism: Trichoplax adhaerens
Lineage: Eukaryota; Metazoa; Placozoa; Uniplacotomia; Trichoplacea; Trichoplacidae
Exons: 17
Coding region: 1-2904 (967 amino acids)
Biological process (GO): intracellular protein transport; clathrin-dependent endocytosis
Cellular component (GO): membrane coat; AP-4 adaptor complex; AP-2 adaptor complex
Molecular function (GO): clathrin-cargo adaptor activity
Source: RefSeq, a predicted model, not a curated record